This is a messenger RNA of Leucoraja erinaceus (little skate), 3040 nucleotides long. RefSeq names its product neuropeptide Y receptor Y1 (gene npy1r). Bases 268 to 1383 code for a protein of 371 amino acids. The transcript has 3 exons. The record is from RefSeq and is a predicted model, not a curated record. Gene Ontology annotation, cellular component: plasma membrane; neuron projection. Gene Ontology annotation, molecular function: neuropeptide Y receptor activity; neuropeptide binding. Lineage: Eukaryota; Metazoa; Chordata; Chondrichthyes; Rajiformes; Rajidae. Gene Ontology annotation, biological process: G protein-coupled receptor signaling pathway.
UCCUCCACCAGUCCGCAGAGACAGCCCCCAGCUCCGAGACCCGCCUCCUCUGCAAGUAAAAAGGGAGCAACUCGCAUUGAUGAAUUAUUCACCAAAGAGCCGGGUGCAGCAGCAAAAGGCAAGUUCGUCUGUGUACAGGAAGGUUCGUGCAUAUAAAGAAACGUGGAACCAGUGUGAAAUGUGAACAGAACAUUCUUCUCUGAAGACAACUUUGCCAAACUUUUUAUAAUUCACUUUGCACUUCAGUAAACACUGUUUGGAACCAGAAUGGAUGGGACAACUCCUGUUUACGCUGAAAAUCAUUCCAUUCGUUUUAACUUAUCCGAGAGAAAUUUUACCUUUGAUCAUUUUGACCAGUGUUAUACGCCACCUGCCAUGAUUUUCACAUUAGCUCUGGUGUACAGUGCCAUCAUCAUCCUUGGAGUUUCCGGCAAUCUGCUUCUAAUCAUUAUCAUAAUGAAACAGAAAGAAAUGCACAAUGUCACAAACAUUCUGAUAGUCAACCUGUCAGUCUCCGACCUACUCAUCAGCAUCAUGUGCUUGCCUUUCACAUUCGUCUAUACGUUCAUGGACCAUUGGAUUUUUGGUGAGGCCAUGUGCAAGAUGAAUUCCAUGAUCCAGUGCAUUUGUAUCACCGUCUCCAUCUUCUCCUUGGUCUUGAUUGCGAUUGAGCGGCACCAGCUGAUAAUCAACCCCCGUGGUUGGAGACCAAGCAACAAGCAUGCCUACCUAAGCAUUGCCAUCAUGUGGAUAGUGGCCAUGCUGACAGCAUUGCCUUUCCCACUGUUCCACAUCCUAACGAAUGUGCAAUUCCAGUAUGACCCGAAAUACUCCGAAGAAUUUGCUGGGAAGUAUUUGUGUUUUGACCAGUGGCCAGCAGAAAACCAGAGGCUGGCCUACACCACGUGUCUCCUGGUAUUGCAGUACUUCGCACCGCUCUGCUUUAUAUUCAUCUGUUAUUUUAAAAUAUAUGUGCGCCUGAGGAGGAGAAACAGCAUGAUGGACAAGAUGAGAGAGAAUAAAUACAGGGCAGAUGAGAACAGAAGAAUCAACAUUAUGCUCAUCUCUAUCGUAGUUGCGUUUGCAGUCUGCUGGCUACCUCUCAACAUCUUCAAUGCUGUUUUUGAUUGGAACUAUGAGGCCAUUAAUAAUUGCCACCACAACCUGGUUUUCUCCAUUUGCCAUCUGGCAGCGAUGCUCUCAACCUGCACAAACCCCAUUUUUUAUGGGUUCCUCAAUAAGAAUUUUCAGAGGGAUUUGCGAUCAAUUCUCCAUUACUGCAAAUGCAGCCCCAGAGAGGAGGACUAUGAGGCCAUUGCCAUGUCAACCAUGCAAACUGAGAUCUCCAAGAGCUCUCUGAAACAGACAACACAAAUUGCUUGAGUUUUGUUGAUUUAAAAAUCUUGUUUGAGCAGUAUGAACAGUAAUUAAUCCCUUGACCUAUGCCACUGAAUGUCACAAGGGAUCUUUCUAUCUACCUUCAUGAACUUUGUACUUUAUCUGUUAAACAGGAGAUUCCUUGCAACUUGUUUUUACAACUUGUUCCUUACAACCUGUACUCCAUAAUGGAUAAAUCUUACCUUAUUUUGAAGAACACUUUGCUACAAUAGCUAGAGAUCAGAAAAUUUACAACAUGAAACUUAUAUCUUUUCUUCAUGUGUUUUUUUUUGCAAAGAGCAUUUUAUUAGCUACCUGCACUAUAUUCAAAUUAUAUUCUGUUAGCAUGCACUUAUUUUUCCAAAAUCUUCUGAACAUAUUAACAAAAAAUAAUUGUUUAUAGUGAUUUCUGUCAAGGAGAAAUGAAGUGGAAGGUGUUGGCUUUUUUCCCAAGUUGAAAGGAAAAUGAAAGAACCAUUACCUCUCAGCAGCAGAGUAAAGGAUGAGUGGUGUUGUUUUUCUUGGGCAGACAAUGGUCAAUGGUAGAAGGACGUGUAAAUAAGAAAGUCAUUGAUUUUGAGAAACCAUUUUGUUUCACAAAAAAAUGUAUUUUUUCUCGCAGGUUUGAUUCUACAAAUUCACUCCCAUUCUGCACCAAGUAAAAUCUGCAGCAGAAACCAUGAACCAAAAAAAAAAAAAAUUGGUGUGAUAACAAUCUUUGGGUUAUCCUGAUAAAGUGUACAAUUAUAAUACCAGUAUUGUUCAAUUGUUGUAUAUUUAAUGCAUGACAAUGUUUGGUGCGAAUAGCUCUUAUCAGCACUAACAAGCAUAUUUUUCAGAAUGAGGUACUUAAUAAGAAAUGUUUACCAUCGCCAGAACAAACAAGUCAUUAACACUCAAACUGAAGCAAAAGAAAAAUGACCAAUACCAGCUUUUGAUAGUGAAAUGUUGCCAAAUUAUUACACAGGUUAAGUUUAUUAAUUUAGAUUUAUGUACUUACUUGACUUGUGAAUGGGUUACUUUACAAUCUCAGCUUGAUGAAAAGGACUUGAUGUAUUUAGCCUGUGCAUGCUUUGUGGGUAAAGUUGUGCAGGAAUUAGCUUUGUCUGAGGGUGCAAAUAACAACAGAGUAUUUAACAUUCUGUUUAAGAAAUGAAUAAUUAUCUUCAAAAAGAUCACAGAGAAAACAUUUACUGCCAUUGGACCUAAACAGAUCACGAUAGCCUCAAUCUAAUUCUUUACCUGCAUUGAAGUACGGUACUGAACUGUUUCUGAAGUAGGGUCCCAACCCAAAACAUCAUCUGUCCAUUCCGUCCCCAGAUGCUGCCUAACUUGCUGAGUUAUAGAGCACUUUGUGUUUAUUUCAUUUAUACAGCAUCUGCCGUUCCUUGUGCCUCCAUAUAUCUAUACUGUGUUAGCGUAUCUCAUUCAGAGCACAGGUAAAAAACACCCUGGGUCAAAGAUGGGAAAAUCAUACGGAUUUCAAAGAAUACUUUGUUUGAAAUACCCUUGGGUUGCAAACUGCAUCAUAUGAAUGUAAAUCUUUCUGUCUUUCCACUUCCUGUGCUGGAAGUCUGUAUCUGUUUUAUUCCAGUAAGAAGUGGAUCACAUUCAUAUUUGAUAUCCACUGUGGUGUAACUUAAUUAAACUCGCUGUGUCUGAA